AUGACAAUAUCAUUUGAAGUUAUACCUGAAUGUGGAUUAAGAAAUGAUAGUGUUGAAUUUAUUUUGGGGACUCCAAUUAAUCAAAUGAUAUCUGCAUUACAGAAUGUUCCUAGAAUAGUUAAAAAUAUCCAACUUAUCUAUUGUCCAAAAGAACCAUUUUCUAAAGAUAUAUGUAUAAAUUUAAAAGAUGAUGGUAUCAGAUUAAUAUUUGAUAGUAAACAACAAGUAUUAAAAAUUAUUGAAGUUUAUGCACCUUCAAAAUUAACUCUACAAUUUGGGCAAACAAUUUUUUCAACACCUGAUCAACCAGCUGACAUUCAAAAAGUACAAGAAUGUUUUGGAGCUACACAUCCUGGAGAGUAUGAUGAUUUACAAAAAUUAUUCCUUUUAAAUUGGCGUGGUACAUCAUUUGCCUUUCCGGCUAAGGAUUCAUCUGCCGUCCAAAGUACCUAUGCUCAUGGUUUGGGAUCAUUACAUUUUUCAAAUUCUUCUAUUCCUCAAUUAGAAAGAUUGACAAUAUUUUAUGGUUCUACAUUAUCAGAAGCAAAAAUACCUCCACAACCAACAUAUACUUUAUGUGGAACAAAUAAAUUAAAUAAAAUUGAUGUUAUUCAGGAGGAUGGAAAAAUAAAAGGUUUAAAAAUAAAUUUUUCCUGUGAAUGGUCUAAUGAUGGUGGAUAUCGAAAAAGUGAAAAUGCUAUAAAAACAUAUGAAAAAGUAAUAUUAUUUGAUUGCAAAGAGAAUCAAGUUAUAUCUGAUUUAGGAGCACCUUCAAGAAUAUUUUAUAAAUCUGAUGAAAAAAUGUUAAUUCAAAAAGGAGUUUUUAAGGAGACAGCAAAAAAUGAUGAGGAAAAAGCCGAUUAUUUUUUCAAUUAUUUUACUAUGGGUUUGGUAAGUUAA
Molecule: messenger RNA, 900 nt
Organism: Strongyloides ratti
Lineage: Eukaryota; Metazoa; Nematoda; Chromadorea; Rhabditida; Strongyloididae
Product: UPF0183 protein C16orf70
Exons: 1
Coding region: 1-900 (299 amino acids)
Biological process (GO): Golgi to plasma membrane protein transport
Cellular component (GO): trans-Golgi network
Source: RefSeq, a predicted model, not a curated record